Hemicordylus capensis (graceful crag lizard) is the source of this 2309-nucleotide messenger RNA. RefSeq names its product tyrosyl-tRNA synthetase 1 (gene YARS1). Gene Ontology annotation, molecular function: ATP binding; tRNA binding; tyrosine-tRNA ligase activity. Lineage: Eukaryota; Metazoa; Chordata; Lepidosauria; Squamata; Cordylidae. Gene Ontology annotation, biological process: tyrosyl-tRNA aminoacylation. Bases 194 to 1780 code for a protein of 528 amino acids. The record is from RefSeq and is a predicted model, not a curated record. The transcript is spliced from 14 exons.
CCCGCCCCCGGCGAGAGAGGCCGAAGCCCCGCCGCCUGUCGAUCGAGUCACUCGGUGCUCCCUUCAGCAGAAGCGCGGCUGUCGCCAGGCUGGGCAGCAGAGCGCCGAGGGCGGAGAAGCUGAUGCAAGCAGGACCCGGCAGCUGGUGGUGUUCCUGAGUGCUUUUGGUGAAUCAGCAGCUGCUGCCUCCACAAUGGGGCACGAGCUGACGAUGCAGGAGAAGUAUCACCUGAUCACCCGGAACUUGCAGGAGGUUCUUGGUGAUGAGAAGCUGAAGGCCAUCUUGGAAGAGCGGGAGCUGAAGAUCUACUGGGGGACAGCCACCACGGGCAAGCCUCACAUCGCCUACUUUGUGCCCAUGUCCAAAAUCGCGGACUUCCUCAAGGCCGGGUGUGAGGUGACCAUCCUGUUUGCUGACCUCCAUGCAUACCUGGACAACAUGAAGGCGCCGUGGGAGCUGCUGGAGCUGCGGACCCAGUAUUACGAGAACGUGAUCAAGGCCAUGCUGGAGAGCAUCGGGGUGCCACUGGAGAAGCUCCGGUUCAUCCGCGGGACGGACUAUCAGCUGGGCAAGGAAUAUACCUUGGAUGUCUACCGGCUGUCCUCGGUUGUGACCCAGCAUGACGCCAAGAAAGCCGGCGCGGAAGUGGUGAAGCAGGUGGAGCAUCCCUUGCUGAGUGGCCUCCUCUACCCAGGACUGCAGGCACUGGAUGAAGAGUACCUGAAAGUUGAUGCACAGUUUGGAGGAGUGGACCAGAGGAAAAUCUUCACCUUUGCAGAAAAGUACCUCCCCUCCCUGGGCUACGCCAAGCGCAUACACCUGAUGAACCCCAUGGUGCCAGGUCUGACGGGCAGCAAGAUGAGCUCUUCCGAAGAGGAGUCCAAGAUUGACCUCUUGGAUCGCAAGGAGGACGUGAAGAAGAAGCUGAAGAAGGCUUUCUGUGAGCCCGGGAACGUGGAGAACAACGGCGUCCUCUCCUUCAUCAAGCACGUGCUCUUCCCCCUCAAAUCAGAAUUUGUGAUUCUCCGAGAUGAGAAGUGGGGAGGGAACAAAACCUACACCAGCUAUGGGGACUUGGAGAAGGACUUUGCGGACGAGGUGGUCCACCCGGGGGACUUGAAGAACUCGGUGGAGGUGGCCUUGAAUAAGCUUCUUGAGCCCAUCCGAGAGAAGUUUAGCAGCCCGCAAAUGAAGAAACUCGCCAGCUCUGCGUAUCCCGAUCCUUCCAAAGCAAAGCCAGCGGUGAAGGGCCCUGCCAAGAACCUGGACCCUGAGGAGCUCGUCCCAUCCCGGGUGGAUCUGCGUGUCGGCAAAGUGCUCAGCGUGGAGAAGCAUCCUGACGCAGACAUGCUGUAUGUGGAGAAGAUUGACGUGGGGGAGCCCCAGCCUCGGACGGUGGUCAGCGGCCUGGUGGAGUCCGUGCCCAAAGAGGAGCUGCAGGGCAGGCUGGUGGUGCUGGUGUGCAACCUCAAGCCCCAGAAGAUGCGCGGGGUGGAGUCCCAGGCCAUGCUGCUCUGCGCAUGCAGCAACGGGGAGCCCGGCCACAUAGAGCCCCUGGACCCCCCGCCCGGCUCCUGCCCCGGAGAACGCGUCUUUGUGGAAGGCUACGAGAGAGGCCAGCCCGACGAAGAACUGAAGCCCAAGAAGAAGGUCUUUGAGAAGCUGCAGGCGGACUUCCUGAUCUCUGAAGACCGUGUGGCUCAGUGGAAGGGGAAGAGCUUCAUGACCAAGCUGGGGAGAGUCACGGCCAAGACCUUGCAGGGUGGCGGCAUCCGCUAACGGCCUGGGCCCCUCCUUCCAUCUACCAUGUGCCAGUCCCUGUCCCUCCGUCGCCCAUCGAUCAUCCAUUGCACUUCCGCGGCACUCUCCGCCCACGACAAGCGAACAGACUUGGCUUCCUGGCUUUGAGGCAGGCAGGGGGGCACUUCUUCAAGGGAGAGGUGGCUCUCUAUCUCGGGGAGGAAAGAGCCCCUUGCUUCAUCGGACUUGCUCUGGGCAAGGAUGGACACCUCCUCCCCCCUCCACCACCCAUACACACUUUCCAAGGCUUCCAGGAGGGAUGUCAAGCUGCUGAAACGGAUCUGCCCUUUGCAGGGGUGUGGGGGCCAGAGGCCUAUCCCCUUCUCAGCCCCUCCUGCCUGCCCUGUUGUGGUCGGGCCUGGGCUUCACACACUCUUCCUUUCAGCAUUUGCUGCUUUUGCCCAGGUCACCUGCGGAGGAGAACUGGGGUGUCCUCUCCGGUUAGCAAUGAUGAUGGUUCCCCAUGACAAGCGCGGCAUUCUCAAUAAAGUGUCAUUCUGUGCUUCUU